AUGUGUUCUGAUAAAUGUGAGGUUGGCAUGGAAACCAGCUUUGGGAUUCGCUGGAAAUCGCUAAUAAGAUCAAUUCUUUCCAUUUUGGGCAACUUGCUGGUUCUUGUAUUGGCGUACAAGCGGUCGAACCAAAUGAAACCUCCAGAGCUCCUAAGUGUGAAUCUCGCCGUGACAGAUCUGGGAGCAGCCGUCACCAUGUACCCUCUGGCUGUAGCCUCAGCGUGGAAUCACCACUGGAUUGGAGGAGACGUCACCUGUGUCUACUAUGGCCUGAUGGGAUUCUUCUUUGGAGCAGCAAGCAUGAUGACCUUGACAAUUAUGGCUAUAGUUCGCUUCAUUGUGUCUUUGACGCUCCAAUCACCCAAGGAAAAAAUUAGCAAAAGAAAUGCAAAGAUCCUUGUGGCAACCACAUGGCUGUAUGGUCUGCUGUGGGCUCUGUUUCCUCUUGUUGGCUGGGGUAAAUAUGGCCCGGAGCCCUUCGGCCUAUCCUGUACGCUGGCCUGGACAGACAUGAAGGAACACAGCCAGUCGUUUGUCAUCACCAUCUUCCUCAUGAACCUGGUCAUCCCAGCCAUCAUCAUCAUCUCGUGCUACUCUGGCAUCGCUCUGAAACUAUAUAUCACCUACAAGUCUAUGGAUGACAGCAAUCGCAUACCCAACAUGAUAAGAAUGCAGCGUCGGCUCACGAUCAUCGCUGUGUUGAUCAGUCUCGGGUUUAUCGGCUCUUGGGCACCAUAUGGAAUCGUCAGCCUGUGGUCCAUCUACCGCUCUGGUGAUUCAAUCCCCCCUGAGGUCAGCAUGCUACCCUGCCUGUUUGCAAAGUCUUCCACUGUAUAUAACCCCUUCAUCUACUACGUCUUCAGUAAGACCUUCAAACGAGAGGUAAACCAGUUGGGUCACCUGUGUGGCAGAUCCAACCUGUGCCAUACCUCUGAUCCCAAAAACGUCCCGGAGAAUACCAUCUACCUCGUAUGUGAUGCAAACAAGACCAAACAGGGAGGAGAGGACCAAUCAUUUGAAAAAAGCAGAGAGGCUGAGACUCAAUUAAUGGCGUAUGAAUAG
This is a messenger RNA of Xyrauchen texanus (razorback sucker), 1062 nucleotides long. RefSeq names its product opsin-5-like. Lineage: Eukaryota; Metazoa; Chordata; Actinopteri; Cypriniformes; Catostomidae. Gene Ontology annotation, biological process: G protein-coupled receptor signaling pathway; visual perception. Bases 1 to 1062 code for a protein of 353 amino acids. The transcript is spliced from 4 exons. The record is from RefSeq and is a predicted model, not a curated record. Gene Ontology annotation, cellular component: membrane. Gene Ontology annotation, molecular function: G protein-coupled receptor activity.